AUGAGCCCAUCUCCUCAAUGGACUGUCAUUGACAGAAGCAACAAUAGCGCGCAAAAGUCCUGGAAUGCACUGACUGAAUUGGGAGAUCUUGUGAGGCCAAUUGCCACCAAUCGCGCAGACUUCAUUCAGGAAUGCCGUGAUGGAAAGCUUGACGGAGUUGUAGCGGCAUACCGCACUUUCUCCUCCGUUAGCAUUACUGGCUUAGUGGACGAAGAGCUUGUGAAUGCACUACCAACCUCACUGAAAUAUCUUGCGCAUUGCGGAGCCGGUUAUGAUCAAGUUGAUGUCCAUGCAUGCAGCUCUCGGCAGCCGCCAAUCCGCGUUUCUAACGUCCCCACUGCCGUUGAUGACGCUACGGCUGAUGUGACGAUGUUCCUGAUCAUCGGUGCGCUGCGGAAUUUUAACACGAGCAUGCAGGCUCUGCGCGAGGGCAAAUGGCGGGGCCAGCCAGCCCCGGCCCUCGGUCACGACCCUCAGGGCAAGGUUCUCGGCAUCUUAGGUAUGGGCGGCAUUGGCCGUAAUCUGAAAAAGAAGGCAGAAGCUUUUGGAAUGAAGGUGAUCUAUCACAAUCGCCGGCCGCUGAGCGAGGAACUCUCUGGAGGAGCCCAAUAUGUGACGUUCGAUGAGCUGCUGGCGACCAGUGAUGUGCUGAGUCUGAACCUACCUUUGAACGUGAGUGAAUUUAAAAUGAUCAUGGAAGCUUAA
Molecule: messenger RNA, 705 nt
Organism: Penicillium argentinense
Lineage: Eukaryota; Fungi; Ascomycota; Eurotiomycetes; Eurotiales; Aspergillaceae
Product: 2-hydroxyacid dehydrogenase UNK4.10
Exons: 2
Coding region: 1-705 (234 amino acids)
Cellular component (GO): cytosol
Molecular function (GO): hydroxypyruvate reductase [NAD(P)H] activity; glyoxylate reductase (NADPH) activity; NAD binding
Source: RefSeq, a predicted model, not a curated record